CUCCUCUUGACACUCUCCCGCCCUAGACUAGCGUCGCACCAGUAAAUAUAUGCGGCCUCCGAUGUCACCAUGGGUGUGCGGAGCUUGGCAUAGCUUGGCAAGCACAUAAGACAAACGCUGCAACGUCGUCGAACGAGCCGAGCAGCAAGUCCAAUGGAUACCGACAUCUUCUGCGCGCUAUGCGGAGGGCCUUUCGACCUGGAGCAUCAUGUCUACAAUAUAGACACGGAUAGAGAAGCCUUCCAGUGGCUCUAUGAUGUCCGGCUCCUAAGCCAGCACUCGACCCUUGGCAAUCUUAGAAUGACGACCGCGAACGAAGAGCAUACCAAUACUUCGGGCAGCGACGACAUAUUCCUCUCCGAGCAGACUCGAUGGGCUAUGAACGACGGCGACUGCUUUCGGCUGGGUAACUCCUAUUACCUUGCGGCAACGGAGGACCACUGGAGGGAUAUAAUAUUUCCAUUACACUACGCAUGCAUUCAGAUUGCAUGCCGAGUACUCCAAUCGCGUCAUGAUGUAUCAGAAGUUUGCAAGCCGGACGAGGACUCCAUCCUGGCCCGCCUGUAUUUCCGACUCCAGACCUGGUACCUCUAUCACAGGGGUGGCCAACGCAACUACAUCUUCGGCCUGCGAGGGACCCUCGAUGGGUAUGGACCCCGAAGUGUUCAGGGACUUGAUGAAUUGGGGUGGUGGAGUGGUGCUUACGAGAAAUACUUGACAGACCCGAUGAACAUACUGGAGUUGCCUUCUUUCGUUCUCGACAUACUCCAGGCAACGCCAGCUUCAAUAGCACAACAGCCGCCUUCCGUCCAACUCGUACGGGAGCCCGACGGACUAGAGAAUCUCCCCAACGAACUUCUAGAUAGGAUCAUGGAGUUCCUACCAUCCGCUUCAAUUGUAUCUUUGCAUCGAACAUCGAGAGCACUUUCCGUCAAGGUGCUACUUAACGAUCGCUUCUGGCGCAAAGCUCUUCUCGAUAGCAGCAUAGUACAUCACAUAUGGGAUCUCGACGAGGACAAGCUCAAGCAAUUAGCGCAAGGGGCGGAAGCGAUCUCCCCCGAUCAAGGGCGCUGGAAAAGCGUGGUCCGCCUUCUAAAACAGAAGGAUUUCCCCAUUUGUGGACAAGAUUCCCGCCUUGCCGAACUUCCAAAGGGACUCUGGAAUCGAUGUCGAAUCUGGAACAUCGUAGAGGAUGUUCUGACUACGUCAAAGGGAUGGCUGAAUGCGUGCCGAUUAGCCCGUUAGGUCACACUGCUGUCUUCCCACACCCCACCCGCAGUUUCAACCCUCUCAAUCCAUACCGUUAUGAGAACGGGUAUGGUAAGGCUACACGAAAGGUUUACAUACGCUUAUUCGGACUGAAUAGGCUUAGUUAUCGAAUUAGACUAUCCAUGCAUUCUUUCUUGCGUG
Messenger RNA from Trematosphaeria pertusa, 1410 nucleotides. RefSeq lists its product as uncharacterized. Bases 154 to 1245 code for a protein of 363 amino acids. Gene Ontology annotation, molecular function: protein binding. The transcript is spliced from 3 exons. The record is from RefSeq and is a predicted model, not a curated record. NCBI's taxonomy places the organism in Eukaryota, Fungi, Ascomycota, Dothideomycetes, Pleosporales, Trematosphaeriaceae.